Messenger RNA from Stegastes partitus (bicolor damselfish), 1200 nucleotides. It is a transcript of the gene tnnt2a, whose product is annotated as troponin T type 2a (cardiac). Lineage: Eukaryota; Metazoa; Chordata; Actinopteri; Pomacentridae. Gene Ontology annotation, biological process: regulation of muscle contraction; cardiac muscle contraction; sarcomere organization. The coding region runs from base 151 to 972 and encodes 273 amino acids. The transcript is spliced from 15 exons. Gene Ontology annotation, cellular component: troponin complex. Gene Ontology annotation, molecular function: tropomyosin binding; troponin C binding; troponin I binding. The record is from RefSeq and is a predicted model, not a curated record.
UCCUAAAGCAUCUUCCCCACAACACAGUCUGUUUCUUGACCCUCUGACGCCCACGAGAGGGACGACCUCUCCUCUGCUGCACAUUGAAUCUUUCUUUUCCUCUGGCUCUUUACCUCAGAUUCCCUGCUGCACACCUGAACGCACCCCGCCAUGUCAGACAACGAGGAAGCGGUGGAGGAAUAUGAGGAGGAGGUGGAAGAGGAGGCUGCUGAAGAGGUCGCUCAAGAGGAAGACAACCCUGCUGCAGAGGAAGAGGCCAACGAAGACCUAGAUGGAGAAGGAGGAGCGGAGGAGGGAGAAGAGGAGGAGGCCAAACCCAAAUUCAAGCCAUUCAUCAUGCCAAACCUCAUCCCUCCUAAGAUCCCAGAUGGAGAGAAGGUGGAUUUUGAUGACAUACAUCGGAAGAGGAUGGAGAAAGACUUGAUGGAGCUGCAGACUUUGAUAGAGGUUCACUUUGAGAGCAGAAAGAAGGAAGAAGAAGAGCUCAUUAAUCUCAAAGACAGGAUUGACAAGCGCCGUUCCGAGCGAGCAGAGCAGCACAGGAUCCGCAGUGAGCGAGAAAAAGAGCGUCAAAAGCGCCUUGAGGAGGAAAGAGCUCGUAAGGAGGAGGAGGAGGCCAAGAAGAGGGCAGAGGAUGAUGCAAAGAAGAAGAAAACCCUGACCAGCCUCCACUUCGGAGGUUACAUGCAAAAGUUGACGGAGAAAAGGAGCGGUAAGAGGCAGACAGAGAGAGAGAAGAAGAAGAAGAUCCUGCAUGAGAGACGCAAAUCUCUGGACGUCGAGAACUUGAGUCAGGACAGACUGAAGGAGAAAGCUAAGGAGCUGUGGGAGUGGAUGUACCAGCUGGAGGCAGAGAAGUUUGAACUGCAGUACCAGCUCACCAGCCAGAAAUAUGAGAUAAAUGUGCUGAGAAACCGUGUGAGCGACCAUCAGAAAACAUCCAAGAGGACCAAGAGAGGCCUAAGGAAAUAGGCUCUGACAUGCUAAGUGAGCAACAUCAGCCCCGUCCUGCACCUAUUGCCUCAAACCAAACCCUGGAUUUCCUGCCACACCUCAGUCCCACCUAUUUUACUAAUACCACAACCUGCAGUACCAAUUAUACUCAGUCUAUCUCAGUGCACUGUUUUUCUCUUGUUACCAUCGUUUUGGAUGAGAAUAAGGGUGUAUGGGUGUAAAUAAAACCAUCUUGGUUGAAUCUUU